AUGGGAAAACGGCGCAACAAAAACAAAGCUGGUCGGGAAGACUAUGCUAAUCGCUUCUCAAAUUUACGUUCUAAAGCGACAGAAAUUAUUACUAGUGAUGACGAUGACACCGAAUCAAAUACUGCAGGUGUAUCACAUGAUAAUGAUAUAUGUAUUUCAGAUGUUUUUCCUCGUGAUGCUUUUUCAGACAACGAAGAUUUGAAUGACGUUGCGAUUCCUUUCGAUCGUCUGGGUGAAUUUCUUGAUAGUGCAAUUCGUAAUAGCUUAAAUUCAUGCAUUUUCUUUAAUUUUCAAUUUCUUUUCAAAUUUUAUUUUUUCAGUGCAGCUGUUCGUUUAUCUGCGUUACUUAGUAUCAAAAAAUUAUUGACCGAACAGUAUAUAGCUAUGCACCUCGAAAAGUGGUCCCUCACCUUAAUAGACGUAAUUGACAGUGCCUUGCGUAGAAGUGAUGAAGAAGCAGUAGUCGCUGCAUCCAUCGUUUCUGUUAUAUCUAUCCAGUUAGGUGAAGAAGUUGCUGAUACAAUAGAAACAAUUGUUAGCCUUCUAUGCCAAUUAUGCACGGAUCCAGGACGUAAUGUCCAAUUGCGUAUUGAGUGUGCCCUAUCAUUUGCACUUUGCACUCUGUUGUCUCUGCAGCAUGCGUCGUCAUUAUCUAGAUGCAUCAGUGCAUUAAGAUCAAUUUGGUUUAAUACUAAAAUGAACACUAGUUCCGUGAAGCUGUUUUGUGCAGCCUUAUCAGGAUGGACUCUCUUAGUUUUCCAGGGAGGGCGAGAAAUAUUAAAAAAUGCUUUAUUGGAUGAACCAAAAUUAUCUACAUUUGUGAAUGGAGCGCAACUGCAAAUGAGAAUAUGUGCCGCUGAAUCAUUAGCAAUUUUACAUGAAGCUGCAGUCACAGUGUAUGGUCCUGAAUACCAAUUCCCUAAUCAGCAGCAUCUUUUGGACAUAUUUGCUAAUUUAUCAACCAACUCUCUGAAAUUCCGAGCGAAAAAGGAUCGAAGAAUUCAAAGAUCCACUUUUAGGCAGAUUUAUAUUUCUAUUAAGGAUCAAGAAAUGCCAGUAUUUGACGUGAAAUUUUGCCAUGAAACAUUGGUUAUAGACUCAUUCGGGAAAAAGCUUCUGUACCAACUUAUAUGUGACGUUUUACACGGUAGUAUUAAUAUUCAUCUGAAAAUGAACUCGACUCUAAGAGAAUGGUUUGAUCUAGGACCAGUAAUUAUAGAAAUUCCAGUAAAAAUGAAAAAACCGCAGAAGAUUGCCAUACAAAAUGCGAUUAAUAAAACUAGGGAUAUUUCGCGCUCAAAGCAAAGGGAUAAACGUACAUCUUAA
Messenger RNA from Thelazia callipaeda (thelaziosis nematode), 1326 nucleotides. The record is from the annotation of a GenBank genome assembly. NCBI's taxonomy places the organism in Eukaryota, Metazoa, Nematoda, Chromadorea, Rhabditida, Thelaziidae.